CAUGAUAUAUAGCUAGCGAAUUGAAACAAGUAAGGUUUUGUUCUUCUUUGGUGAGGGUGGAAAGAAAGAGAAAAAUAGCGUUGGGAUAAAAAUGAUAUAGAAGAAGGUUGAAUAUUUAUAUAUAUAGUUUUGAGUUUUGAUAUGGAUGGAAAAGAGGUAGGUAGCAUGGAGAGUAAGUAAAAUUAUUCUUCCCGUGAGAGGUAGAAAAGUGAGAUAUAGGAGGUGAAGUUGAAGCAUGGGUAAGUAUAUAAGAUGCAUGGGAGUGCAUGAGUUAUAGUAUGAAGCCUGGAAACAUGGAGGAGAAGAUAGGAUCAGAGGAAAAAGUAACGGAGUAUCUGGCGGAGUACACAUUGGAGGGAAAAUGGGAGAAGGUGAAGGAAAUGUACUACACAAGGCCAGAAGCUCACAGCGCAAUAAUCAACGAGGGCGUGGGCACUGCGCUCCACGUGGCAGUGGAUUUGGACGAGGAGGGAGUGGUUCAAGAGCUGGUGAAUGCGAUCAUCACGGUGCAGCUGCAGCAACACAGCGUGAGGAUCAAGGCUCUGGAAGUGGGGAACGAUCGCGGGGACACUCCUCUGCACGUUGCGGCGUCGAGGGGGUUCGCCAAGAUAUGCAAUUGGAUCAUAGGAAUGAACAAUGAGAGGGUGUAUUUGGCCAGUCGGAAAAACAAACACGGGGAGACCCCUCUCUUUCUUGCUGCUAUCAACUGGAAGAAGCAGGCCUUUGCCUAUCUCUCUCACGUUUCCACCCACACCGCACCCUUGCAAGAUCUCGUCCGAGACAAUGGCGAUACCAUUCUCCACUGUGCUAUCAGGAGAGAAUAUUUCGAUUUGGCUGUCAUCAUAGUGCAUUAUUAUGACUUCCUGAGUACUCAUAAGAAUAAAGAAGGAUUCACUCCUCUCAAAGUGCUUGCCACUCGGCCCUCGGCUUUCAAAAGUGCUAGCAAGCUUUCAUGGUGGAAGCGAAUACUGUAUCACUGUAUACUUGUAGAACCACUGGAUGCUGAAAAACAGAUGAAGGCGAAUUUGGCCAAGAUGGAGAAGCAACCAAAAUCGGAUAAAGUGAAUUAUCCAAAGAACUAUGCCACAUUAUGUGACUUCUUUACUGGAUCGUCAAGUGUUGCUGCUCUAUUUGGCAAACUGCCCGUGGAAAAGAAUCAGGUUGACACAGAAAACCCACCAAUGAAUAAACAGAGUAGAUUUGCAUUUGGAACUCGUCAGGUUGGAUUUUUGCCACCAAAUUAUGAAACAUUUCAACAAUUUGUGAGGACUGCAUAUGUACAUACUCUUGGCCUUUCAGGAGUGGAAUUAAAGGAAGUAAAGAAAACAAAGAAGAGGCAUCAAUGGAGUGGUCAACUCUUGAGGGCACUAAUGAAAAGACCUUAUGCAGCAUUCACCGGAAGUGGAGGUGUACCAACCGAUAUGGAAGUUGAAGCAGAUAUGUAUAAUGUUUAUAGUCAAUGGAAACAAGGUGAAACCAGUGAAUUGGGGUGGUUGGAAGAAGAAAGAGAACCAGAGGCGGAUGAUAAUACACGAACCUUUACCCGAAGUGACACAAUUAAGAAUGAAACUGAUCAAAAUGGCAAGGAGACACCAUUUUUAGUUGCUGCAAGAAAUGGCAUAGUUGAAAUGGUGAAUGAAAUUUUACAUCGAAUUCCAAGUGUCAUCCAUAACACCAACUCAAAGAAAGAAAACGUGUUGCUUGUGGCAGUGGUGAGCAGACAACCUCUUGUUGUUGAGUGUUUGAGAAUGAAAAUGCAGUCAAAACCAGAAGUGUGGAAUAACUUAAUUCUAGCAGUAGAUGAGGAUGAGAACACCAUGUUGCACUUAGCAGCAUAUGCUCCAGGUGGGGAUAAGCCUUGGCAGAUAGCUGGUUCUGCCUUGCAAAUGAUGUGGGAUAUUAAGUGGUUUCAGUAUAUUAAAAGCCUUGUGCCACAACAUUUUUUGUUUAGAAGCGACAAAGAGGCCAAAACCGCAGGGGAAAUCUUCGAGGAAACACAUAAAGAACUUAUAAAGGAAAGUGGUGAUUGGCUUAAGGAUACAUCUGAAUCAUGUUCUGUGGUGGCUGCACUAGUUGCUGGUGUUUCCUUUGCUACAGCUAGUAGUGUCCCUGGUGGAACCAACGAAGAAGGUAGGCCUAACUUAGAGGGCAAGCCUGCAUUCGAUGUAUUUGCUAUUGCUUCUCUUGUUGGACUUUGCUUCUCUGUCACUGGACUCAUAAUGUUCCUUACCAUACUCACAUCUCGAAAGCAAGCCAAAGAUUUUCGCAGAGAUUUGCCACUCAAACUUCUUCUUGGCUUGAGUUCUCUUUUCGUAUCCAUUGGUGCAAUGUUUGUGUCUUUUUGCACUGGCCAUUUUUUUCUGCUUAGUCACAGAUACAAGAUGGUCCUGUACCCCAUUUAUGCAGCCACUUGUUUUCCUGUGACUUUCUAUGCUGUGGCACAAUUUCCACUAUACUUCGAUCUUCUCACGGCCAUUAUAACUAAGGUGCCACGGGCAAGUGAUAAAGGAGACAGGUUAUAGAAGCAUCUAUCAUAUCAUUGAUUCAGUGUGGUAUUGUAUUCAUGUAAAUGUCAUGCAAACCCUUUUUGGUUUGUCGAUUUUCCUUUGUGUUACGAUUGUGUUUGAGUAGAAAGGUGUGAGCAUGUUCUCGGGGUAAAUAUCAAAACAGCUAAUGUGGUGUUCAUUUAUACACGUAAUAAUCAUGUGCCGUGAGCUAUUAAGAUAAGAGAUUAUGAACUGUAGCCUCAUUGUGUUGGUUAAAGUUUGCGAUUAAGAAAUUAAGUUUUUGGA
This is a messenger RNA of Cajanus cajan (pigeon pea), 2792 nucleotides long. RefSeq lists its product as uncharacterized. Gene Ontology annotation, molecular function: protein binding. The record is from RefSeq and is a predicted model, not a curated record. Gene Ontology annotation, cellular component: membrane. NCBI's taxonomy places the organism in Eukaryota, Viridiplantae, Streptophyta, Magnoliopsida, Fabales, Fabaceae.